Molecule: messenger RNA, 3639 nt
Organism: Heterostelium album PN500
Lineage: Eukaryota; Evosea; Eumycetozoa; Acytosteliales; Acytosteliaceae
Product: MFS transporter
Exons: 7
Coding region: 1-3639 (1212 amino acids)
Biological process (GO): transmembrane transport
Molecular function (GO): transmembrane transporter activity
Source: RefSeq, a predicted model, not a curated record
AUGUCUACCUCUGUAAACAACAACACCCAACAAUUCGUAACUGUCUUUGUUCCAGUCCAAAUCCCAGUAAGCCUCGCCAACCAAUUUAAUUUGACCGAAAAUCAGGUCGUUCCAGCCUCUGCCAUCAACACUUUCUUUGAGUCUGAUGACAACCUCUGUUUUGAAUCCCAGGUUGACACUGUCAUGCAGUGUGAAACUUGUGAUACAAACACCACUGCAACUGCCACCACUUCAGGUGCCACUGACAUGGUGGUCACUACUGAAUGUUUUGUACGCAAUCCAAUGGAAAGUAGUACUACAAGUUUUGAAAUGCAGUCAAGUAGUCACCACUCUUGUACAAUGGUGGAACAAGAAGAAGAAGAGAUUCCGGAACAAGAAGUUUUCCAAGAACACAACACGACAGAAACGACUACCACAGGUGAAACAUUUAACUCCUUUAAGAGUAGUGUUUUUGGUAACUCCCGUACAAUCGAGUCUGUCCGUCUUUGCUCCCCAUCACUCGAUGCCCGUGGAGGAGCUGCUGGAGAUGCCGCUAGUGCCGCUCGAGCUUGUGCCAACACCAACAACAACAACAAUAAUGUCGUCAACCGCUUUGUUGUCGAGAACAACCAACAAUUUGAGGAGCAUCAUUCCUCAAGUGGCUCUCACUCCUCUUCGUCCUCGUCCUCUUGUCUUAGAUCAGAUCAAGAUUGUUUUGAUAGGGACAGAGUCAUUGAUCGCUCCAUUAUUAUUGGCUGCUCUACAAUCCCAAACCCAUGUGUCCCUUGUCUCAAUAGCCCAGCAGCAACAAUCUCAACAGCAGCAGUCAACAACUCAGUUUUGCAUGACUGCAGCAACAACAACAACAACAAGAACAGCAACAACAAUCUCUCAAGAAGCAAUUUAAGAAGAAUCAAUUUAAACAAGACAACAAAUGGAAUAAUAUUGGCAAACGCACCAAUUGGCACAACGACAACUCAAACUUCAACUCCAACAACCAAUUUAACUUCAACACAUUGCUCAUGGUCUAAGGGUAGAUCUUUGAUGCGUCAAAGGUCUAAUUCUACGGGUUCGAUAACCGACUCCCGUAGAGUACAAGAAAUGCCUCAACCAUGGACUGAUUCUUCGCUUCGCAGGUCAGUCUCCCACCAACAAAAGCAAUUAUUAAAGUCAUCGGGUGUCGGUCCAACCUGGUGUGUCUACGGUAACUCUUUGAACGAGGAAUUCUUCCGCAACUGUUUGUUCGACGAGCAAUGCGGUGACAUCAUAGUAGACCAUUUCGAGCCAAUCGUUCAGGACCCAGCUUUGUUCCACUUGUCCGCAGGUGGUCGUCGUAUCUUGGACACACCAAAUGCCGGAGGUAACUCUGUCUGGUCUGAGGUACUCUCCUACGAAGUUCUCCACGAGUGUUUCGGUGCUCAGUUGAAAAAGACAGAGACCGAGAUUGAGUAUGCUCCAGGCUCAAAGAUAACCGAUUAUUCCGUGGACUUUAAUGGACACCACAUCGGUGUAUCGGUUGUGAGAAUCAUAAAUUUCUUUGACUUGAUGGGAAAGAAGUACAAGGCUGUCUUUACACCAGAGUACGCCAAGCAAUUGCUCUACAAGAAGUUGUUUGGUGUAUUGGCUUCCACCGAGGCCGUAUACGACAAGUGGGAGAAGCAAAUUCUCUACAUUUGGACAACUUCAUCCCAUGCCGCCGACAUAAUUGUCGAGGAGUACUGGAAGGUACCAAAGAAGUUACGUUCCAAUACUUUAGUUUAUGUAACUCAUGCAACAAAUUCAGAAUUUAUGGGUAUUCCACAACAAAACAUGAAUGAAGGAGGUGGUGGAACUGUAAUAUUGGAUCAACCAACAUCGAUCUCAAUUGAGUUCAGUGUUGCCACCACAGCACCAGAUCAAGAAGAUGCAGUCACCCCUCUACCAAGAAUGAAGUUAUUUGCCAUCUUUAUCAUUAUUUUAUGUGAUGGUCUCACAACUUAUUCUAUUUUCCCAUAUAUCAAUUUCAUGGUUAAAGAUUACAAUUUAACUGAUGACGAAGAAAAGUUAGGUUAUUUUGUUGGUAUCCUAGCUUCUACUUUUUAUAUUUCACAAUUCUUUUCCAGUUUCUUUUGGGGAUGGUUUUCCAAUAUUAAAGGAAGAAGACCAGCGUUGUUACUUGGUAUCAUUGGUGCAAUGGUUACAAGUAUUCUAUUUGGUCUCUCCAAAUACUAUUAUUUUGCUAUUAUUUUCCGUUUCGUUUCCGGAUUGCUCAAUGGAAAUGUUGGAGUUUCAAAGACAAUGCUCGGAGAAAUUACUGAUUCGACCAACCAGAAAACUGGUUUCACAAUCCUAGGCAUUGCCUGGGGUAUUGGUGCAAUUGUUGCACCAUUAAUUGGAGGUUUAUUCUCAAAUGUUUGUAUAAACUAUCCAAACAUAGUUCACAGUGGAAUUCUUUGCGAUUUUCCAUAUCUCUUACCAAAUGUCAUUUGUUUCUUGCUAAACAUGAUUGGUUUGAUUUUAUGUUUUAUAUUCUUGACAGAGACCAAGUCUUUCGAGAUCAAGUACAGCUCCAUCAAGAAAAAGAAAAAGAGAUCUUUCAACACUGGAGCUAUUAUCAACUUGAGAAAUUCGAUUCGUCGACUUUGGAAUCGAAACAAUCAACAAAAGGGAAUUCAACUUCACGACAAUGACAACGAGAUGGAUUCCUCAAAUCAUGCACACGAAGCAAACAUCACUACCAACCGUAGUGCACACGCCAAGACAAUGAAGGUAAAUAGUUCGAUCGGUGAUUUCUCAGAGAUCAUGCGUAACAAAGACGAAGAAGCAGGUGUUGAUAGCAACAGCGAUGAAGACACCACUCAAUUCGAAGACAUCAACAUCGAUGAGGAUUUCGAAGAGAAUCCACGUUCCGUUGCAAUGCUAUUCAGAGACAAGCCAGUGAUGACAUCAUGUAUUGCAUAUGCACUGCUUGGUUUUGUUUAUACCAUUUUCGAGGAGGUUUUCCCAGUGUGGAGUCCAAUUUCCAAGACAAUCGAUUCCGAUGGAAACGUUAUUGGUGGAGGAGGUUUAGGAUUCAAUUCCAAAGAUAUUGGAAUUAUCCAAUCGGCAGCUGGAUUCUUUGCACUUUUCGUACAGUUACUUGUUUUCGCACCGUUGGCCAAACGAUUUGGUUUAAUUAAAUGCUUCAAGGCUGCACUUCUUAUUGCUCUUCCAAGUUGGAUUCUCCUACCGGAGCUGACUCGUCUGGUCAAACAAUACCCAGAUCCAACCGAUCCAACUAAAAUCAUCACCGAACAUCCACCUAUUUUCUGGGUGCUGUUGUUCCCAGCUUACUUGUUCCAAUCGUUUGCCAACGAGGUCGGAUUCAUUGCUGUCAUUGUUAUCGUCAGUAACAGUGCACUUCCCAAAGAUAUGGCUUUGGUAAACUCGAUCUCUCAGUCACUAGUUGCCUUUGGUAGAUCGAUUGGUCCACUUCUAGGUACAUCUGUACUCUCACUUUCGCUAUCCCACUCACUCCCCUAUCCUUUCGACCAACAUUUGAUUUUCGUUAUCAUCUUCCUAUUGACAUGUGUCAUUUUCGCUAUGUCAUUCUCACUCCCACAGACACUCAACCACACAAAACAAAAGAGUAUUCAACUCGAUCAUAUGAAUAGCAAUAGAACAAAGUCAUUAAACCAAUAA